This is a messenger RNA of Trichechus manatus latirostris (Florida manatee), 1779 nucleotides long. It is a transcript of the gene RPS6KB2, whose product is annotated as ribosomal protein S6 kinase B2. Gene Ontology annotation, molecular function: ATP binding; protein serine/threonine kinase activity. The transcript has 15 exons. Gene Ontology annotation, biological process: signal transduction; peptidyl-serine phosphorylation. The record is from RefSeq and is a predicted model, not a curated record. NCBI's taxonomy places the organism in Eukaryota, Metazoa, Chordata, Mammalia, Sirenia, Trichechidae. Bases 84 to 1532 code for a protein of 482 amino acids.
AUGACGUGUUGGUCGGGGCCUCGGACUGUCAAGUCUGAGCGCGGCCAGCUACGGGCCGAGGGGCCCGCGGGGCCGGCGCCGCCAUGGCAGCCGUGUUCGACCUGGACCUGGAGACGGAGGAGGGCAGCGAGGGCGAGGGCGAGCCAGAGCUCAGCCCUGCGGACGUGUGUCCCCUUGCCGAGUUGAGGUCGGCUGGCCUGGAGCCUGUGGGACACUAUGAGGAGGUGGAGCUGACCGAGACCAGUGUCAACCUCGGCCCCGAGCGCAUUGGGCCCCACUGCUUUGAACUGCUGCGUGUACUGGGCAAGGGGGGCUAUGGCAAGGUGUUCCAGGUGCGAAAGGUGCAAGGUACCAACUUGGGCAAAAUAUAUGCCAUGAAAGUCCUGAGGAAGGCCAAAAUUGUGUGCAACGCCAAGGACACAGCGCACACACGGGCGGAGCGGAACAUUCUAGAGUCUGUGAAGCACCCCUUCAUUGUGGAACUGGCCUAUGCCUUCCAGACUGGUGGCAAGCUCUACCUCAUCCUGGAGUGCCUCAGUGGCGGCGAGCUCUUCACGCAUCUGGAGCGAGAAGGCAUCUUCCUGGAGGACACAGCCUGCUUCUACCUGGCAGAGAUCACUCUGGCCCUUGGCCACCUGCACUCCCAAGGCAUCAUCUACCGGGACCUCAAACCUGAGAACAUCAUGCUCAACAGCCAGGGUCACAUCAAGCUGACGGACUUUGGGCUCUGCAAGGAGUCCAUUCACGAGGGUGCCGUCACCCACACCUUCUGCGGCACCAUCGAGUACAUGGCCCCUGAGAUUCUGGUGCGCAGUGGCCACAACCGGGCGGUGGACUGGUGGAGCCUGGGGGCCCUGAUGUACGACAUGCUCACUGGAUCGCCACCCUUUACCGCAGAGAACCGGAAGAAAACCAUGGACAAGAUCGUCAAGGGGAAGCUGGUGCUGCCCCCCUACCUCACCCCGGAUGCCCGGGACCUCGUCAAAAAGUUUCUGAAGCGGAAUCCCAGCCAACGGAUUGGGGGUGGCCCAGGGGACGGCGCUGAUGUGCAGAGGCACCCCUUCUUCCGGCACAUCAACUGGGACGAUCUCCUAGCCCGCCGCGUGGAUCCCCCCUUCAGGCCCUGUCUGCAGUCGGAGGAGGACGUGAGCCAGUUUGACACCCGCUUCACGCGGCAGACGCCAGUGGACAGUCCCGACGACUCGGCCCUUAGUGAGAGUGCCAACCAGGCUUUCCUGGGCUUCACGUACGUGGCACCCUCCGUCCUGGACAGCAUUAAGGAGGGCUUCUCCUUCCAGCCCAAGCUGCGCUCCCCCAGGCGCCUCAACAGCAGCCCCCGGACCCCUAUCAGCCCCCUGAAGUUCUCCCCUUUUGAGGGGUUCCGGCCCAGCCCUGGCCCAUCGGAGCCCAUGGAGCCCAUUCUACCUCCACUCCUGCCACCACCGCCACCCUCGAGCACUGCCCCUCUCCCUAUCCGUCCCCCCUCAGGGACCAAGAAGUCCAAGAGGGGCCGUGGGCGCCCUGGGCGCUAGGAGGGUGGGUGGGGAGGCCCCUCCCUGCAGGCAGCUGGACCCUGGGCCUGUUCCCGAGACCUGGGACAUGUCCGGCGGAGGGGAGUGAGUGAGGGUGAAAGUGUGUGUCUUUGUCAGGGUGGCUGUGGCUGUGGCCCCUGAAUCAUGAGUGUGGAGGGCCACAGGCCACAGCUGCAGGGAGGGGCCGCUGCCCGUCUAGGCGAAGCUGUGCCCCUGGGGAAUUAAAGUUUGAAUCAUGGCACUGACC